AUGGAUAAUUCGACGGAAAAACGACUGACUCGUCUUGCGAUCACUGUACCAUCAGCUGAAUGUUUGAUUGGUCCCAUGACCUGCCAUUUCUCAAAAUUUGAUGGUUGGACUGGCUCACGAACACGUAAAGUCUCAUUAUCCUUCGCAACAAUCGCGGACCCCAGUGCUACCGCUGCGCCACCGCAGACUGAACGAGUCCUUAUUUUACUGGCUGCGUAUCGUACCCACCACAUCGUGAAAAACUGGAAAUGCAGAACCGAUCAGGAACGAGUGUAG
Messenger RNA from Gongylonema pulchrum, 276 nucleotides. Lineage: Eukaryota; Metazoa; Nematoda; Chromadorea; Rhabditida; Gongylonematidae. The record is from the annotation of a GenBank genome assembly.